AAAUGGCGUCAUGUGAGAAAAAGCAAAAGCAAACUUACUUUGGAUAAUUCUCUUUUGCCACUUAAAGGGAAAGAAGUCUUUGGAACCACAUCGUUGCUAAGAACAUAGCGAUCCUAGAGAAGCAUGGAGAAACCAAGCACAAGAUCCUCCCAGAGGAAACGCACAAGAUCAAGUCGUCUCACUUCCCUAGAAGAUUUACCAAGUGGAAAAAACAAUGAGCCUAAAUCAUCAAAUGAAAAAGUUGAACCAAAUAAGAAAAAUAGAAAAGUUAACGAUGAUCCAGGAAAUGACUUGAAAGCAAAUAAUGAUAAAAAGCCUAGUGCAUCUAGUAAGAAUACGGAAAAAGGUUUCCAGGGUAGACAUUUAGAGAAGAAAAAUAAGGAUACUCUGAAGGAAAUUGAUACAGAUGAUAGAGGGAGCACAAAGCCUAAUAAUCUUACGAGGAAAAAUGUAUCACCUAAGAAAAGUGACAUGGUUGGUGAUGACGCAGUUGAUUCGAAAACAGUAGAGAAUAACAGUAAUGAUGCUAAAAUGAGUGCAGAAGUCACUGAGGAGGGUAAUGACUGGGUAGUCAGAAUUGGUCAGAAUAAAGAAUUAAUAUACACCUCUAAAACACCUGAUAAAAAGAAUGUUAAUGUGUCUCCUAAAAAGAAUGGUGAAUUAAGUGAUGAAGUGAAUCGAUCAAAAUCAAUGAUUGGUGCACCAAAUCAGAAUAGUGAAGUUUCUGAAGAUGGGGCAAAGGGUGUUACAAGGUCUGGGAGGAAAAUUAAGCCCAAGAAGAUUUAUUCCGAUGUUUUAGCCUUUGUAAAGAAUAAACGAGAGACUGCAUCCAAGCCCAAAACUCAACACUCUUCUGGCUCAAGCAAUUUUAAAUCUAUAAGGAAUCUUCUCAACAAUAUUCCCGAGCAAAAACAAGAUGAUAACAACCCUACCGAACAUACUAUUGAUGAUCAGCAGCAGGUGAAUGUUGAAGGUUACAUCGAGCCUAACAAACUACCAGAAUCCAUCACAAUCGAGACUCUGGAGGUUCCGAUUGCCACAGGAAAUGACGCGGGGGAUAAUCAGGUCGGCAUACAGGAGAGUCAGACCGUCAUAAAUAUUAAUCUGGGUAGUGCCCAGUUACAGGAUGUUGGGGUUGUUGCUCAAGAGCUUACUGCGACUAUUGAUAAGUCUAAUGAAGCAGAGGCUGGACUAUUUAAUGUUGUAGAAAGUGAACAUAAUACAACAGAAGGGCAGACUAUUGCUUAUCAGUAUGUAGAAGACAGCAAUGCUAUCCCAAGUGAAAAUCAGGAAAAUUCUACAGCAAUGGAAUCUGGUGCUAUAGAGGGUGAAACUGUAAUUUUACAAGGCCAACCUGUCACAUUAGAAAGUCAAGGAGUCUCAUUAGGAAGUCAAGAUGAUACCACAUUAGAAAGCCAAGCUGCCACAUUUGAAAGUCAAACAGAUGCUAGCCCAACUGUUAAAAUUACAAGUAUUGAACCAGAAAUCGAUGGGUAUAUUCUUCAACAACAUAGUGCCCAGAAUACAAAGUUGAUAGAAAUUAGAUGUGGCUACAAUGGCUGUGACUACGUUUACACCUCAAGUGAAGAUAUGAAUCAGCAUUUACAAGAGAUGCAUAAGCCUGGGCAAGCUGAGGAGGCUUCGAAAAAUGUACAGUCUACUCUACAGGCAGUUUCUGAUGAACGGCAUCCAGUGAAAAAGACAACGGAAUUAGAUGACCAGAAAACUGAAGUGGAAUACACCUACAAUGAUGAAAUGUACCAUCAAUUUCUGGAAGAUGAGAGAGUAUACAUGUGUACUAUAUGCUCAUAUAAGGAGAGGAACUGGAAAAAACUUUUGGCGCACCUGAAAAGUCAUCAAUCUUUUAAGCCGUAUGUUUGCACCAAUGGACAUGCGGAGCCUUAUAAAACUUCCUCUAAGUACAACAUGAUGUGUCACCUAAAGAUUCACAGUGGUGUGAGGAACCAUGUUUGCACGAUUUGCAAUAAGGCAUUCUCUUUCAAACACAAGUUGACAGUUCAUAUGCAGUACCAUAAUAAUGUAAAGAACCAUGAAUGUAAUCAAUGUGGCAAGACAUUUACCCAGUCGUCGGAUCUCAAGAAGCAUGUGAGCGGUGUACAUACCAAUGUGAGGUCAUAUGAGUGUUCGAUUUGUGGCGAGGCAUGGAAGAACAAACAGACUUUAACCAGACAUGAGAAAACACAUGGGGCACGGAAGAGUUUGAAAUGUGAUGUUUGUGGUAAAGGAUACACUUCUAAACAGACUCUCUCACUUCACAAAAGAUCCCAUUUUAUGCUGUACCAUUGCGAGAUAUGCGACAAAAGUUUCUCAAGUUAUUCAGGGUUCAUGGCUCAUAAAGCAAUGCAUGAUCAUGAUGGUUUUGAGUGUGAACUUUGCAAUAAAAUACUGAUGACUAAGGGCAGUCUGAAGAGACACCACAUAGUGACACACUCAAACAUGCGACCAUUCCUUUGUCCAUUGUGUCAAAAAGCACUUAAGUCGAAGGAAAGCUUAGCUCAACAUAUGAUUACCCACAAUUCCGACAAAACUUUUGAGUGUCCUGAAUGUGGUUUAUGUGUCAAACGACUGGACACACUACAAGUUCACAUGCGGAUCCAUCAACAGAAGAAACCGUACAACUGUGAUAUAUGCCACAAGGGAUAUACCCAGAAAAAUGCGUUAAUUCGGCAUAUGGAAACCCACUCUACAUCUGUGAUGACUGGUACACUUUUCAAUUGCAGCACUUGCGAUGAAUCAUUAACCAGUCGCCAAGCUCUUCAGAACCAUAUUGUAGAAGAACAUCUGAGUGAAGAUCUCCGUGAUAAUAAAAAAGCUGAAAAUGAAAACGAGGCUGCCAUCGCAACAGCUGAGCCCUCUAUCGGAGAGCUUAUGUGGGUGUGUGAAUUAUGCGAGGAAUUAUUCGUAUCUCAGGACACCCUUGCGGUUCAUAUAUUAUCGAUGCAUAUGAAGCAUGGCCUUGUUCUACAGGGAGAAAAUGCUGGAAAUCAAACGAAUGUCAGCCUCGAAACUGGGGAUCUAGAAACUUCUGAAACUCAGCCAAGUGUCAGCCUUGAUACUGGGAAUCUAGAAACUUCUGAAAAUCAGGAAAAUGCCAGCCUUGAGUCUGGGGAUCUAGAAACUAUAGAUAACAAUGAAUACCUUGUAGAAAACGCAGAGGAGAGAAUGGAAACUAUUGAGAAAAGAAUCAAUGAGGGUGUUGAUAAUAAAACACAUGAUACAAUUGUUGUUCAUGUGAAUGAUACAACAAUACAAAAGGGUGAGAUCAUUACGACUCCCCUUACACAUGCAGUGGACAGCAUCAUGACUGACCAAGUUGAAGAGGGUGAAAUACUAGCUGCCAUGCAGUAA
Owenia fusiformis is the source of this 3369-nucleotide messenger RNA. The record is from the annotation of a GenBank genome assembly. NCBI's taxonomy places the organism in Eukaryota, Metazoa, Annelida, Polychaeta, Sabellida, Oweniidae.